UUGAAGAGCUGUAGCACAGAUCGUUAGUUAUCGGUUGGGGUAGAAGUCUCGUUGGCUCAAGUGAAGUUUCUACACUUCGCGGUACAGUGGAGAUAUACUGUAGCAAGAUGGCCGAUCGCCUAGGAACGGAGUUAAAGGGGAAGUCGCGGUUUCGGAGUGACGUGCCGAGGCCCGUAAGUCGACUGGGACAGAAUGCUGACAUUACUGAGAGUUUGGAUACAGCAAAUGAGGACUGUAUCGCCCGGAAAGUGAAGAUGGGGAAGAAACUGGAGCGCGUGAUGAAAGGAGACCGCGGUGGAACCACCUCCGCAACGUCACAGGAAACAGACGUGGACAACAACAAAACUCCUGAGCCGUAUAACUGUGUAGGUGAUUUUGAGGCUGACUAUCUGGAGCUGUGUAAACGUGCCGGGCUGACAGAGAUCCCCCAGGUCACACAGAGACCCCACCGCCCUGAGCCUCCCCCUCCCCCCGAUCCUAAGUGUGCCACCCCCCUGUCACGGAAAGAGACCCCUUGUAAAAGUUCCCAUAGUUCUCGUAUGGAGAAGGUGGAGGAGCCGACCACGCCCACCCCAGGUGACCCCGAGGAAGCCCCGCCCACCACCUACACCACCAGUAACAAGUUCGACUACUUCCGACCUAAGGUGCAGGUAGAACUGGAGAAACCUGAGGACAGAAAGAGCAUGACAGAAAUCUACAUCAGAGGCUGGAAGGUUGACCAACGUUACAUGGAUGUGUUCAGACUGUGUCUUCCUGCGGCAGACAAGUUGCACACUAUAGAUUUGUGGAAUGUGGGUUUAACUGACAACACCCUGGCCCAGUUUUCAGCAGUGGCAUCACAGUGUCUCAACCUCAGAACUGUAAAACUGGAUGGGAAUCCUGUACCUGGAGAAGGCUUUCAUCAACUUAUAGGGGAGGACAGCAUGAUAGUCAGUAUGUCCUUGCGGAGCUGUAAGAUAUCAGACAAGGGUGCGGAGCUGAUUGGGAAGGCGCUGUCCACGGUUAAAACGCGGAACCAGAGUCUGUGUGUUCUAAACCUGAACAGUAACCUCAUCACAGAUGUGGGGGCCUGCCAUCUGUCAAAUGGUUUGAGGAUGAACAGAACGCUGCUGAUUUUGUCGGUUGCCAACAAUGCCAUUGGAGAUGAAGGUGCCAAGCAGUUAGGAGAGGUGCUGUCCAGAUUUGCUCUGACCCAUGAAGAGAUUGUAGAGAGGAGGAAGCUCAUCUCUGAAAAAGGAACUCCUGAUAUCAGGAUAUCGCCCAUCCCAAAGCGAUCAGAAUCCCGCGAUCGCCCGGUCAGUCAGAGCAGCCGGUCUCAGCUGGACAAGUCCACGGCCAAGUCUGGACGCUCCUCCUCCAAGGCGAAAAAGAAGGAUGACAAGGGGAAAGGAAAAGACGACAAGAAAAAAGACGCACAACGUGGUGUCUCAAAAGAGAGUGUUGCCAAGACAACCAAGGGCAAAGGUCGUCAGUCUGGUGGAAAGAAGGGUCCAGCGGCGGGGACCAUCACUACUGAACCUGAGACUCCUGAGGUACAGGAAAUCAUCAACCCACUAUUGGAGGAGGCAGAGAGUAUAAAUGGAGAAUUGUUCAUCCCUGGGAACAGAGUUCUCAUCAAUCUCAACAUCUCCAGAAAUAAGAUCGGAGAGGCGGGGCUGAAGGCACUUCUGAAGGGGAUCCAGUACCAGAUCACAUUAACCAUGCUGGGAUCACGGUCCAGUGGUACAGGGCUCAUGAGGCUAUCUCUACAGAAAAAUGGAUUUCCUCCCGACCAUGAUCUGUACAUGAAGAUCCAAGAAUUGAUGGUGACCAGAGACCCUCUGUACAAGCCUCCUGCCAAGUCUCCUGACGAGGACUCCAUCUCACAGACUACUGGGGUGUAGAAAUACUGCUGGGCUGCAAGAAAGACUGCAGAGCAAGACUACAAUGUUGGAUUUCAAAAUGAUGCAUACUGGCACUAACAUGACCAAUGCAGGUGUAACAGUGCAGAAUGUACCCCUGGCCAGAAUGUACCUUGGUGUAUUAUAGCUACGAGUACAUUUUCGCCUGUUACACCCCAUACUGCAUGUGCAUUACAAAAUAUUUUGUUUGUUGUGUUAAGUGAUCAUGUUACCUCUCUGUCACUCAAUGGUAAUAAUUUUUGUGUGUGUGUAUAUUAUAAUGUGUAUAAAAAAAGAAGAACUUUUAACAGACUCUUUGUGACUUUUGUAUGUCAUAUUAAAGACUAUUGACUCUAUUUUUCUGUUGUUAAGAGCACCAACAUGAUAUUGAUGUGUAUUUGUUUGAAUUGUGAGCAAGAGUUACAAACCUACUAAACAGAUGUAUUUUUAAACUGUUUUUAAGGAAGACUGUAUUUUGGACUAGUGAGUGUGCAAUACUGGAAACAGGGAAAGUUGUUCAAAUGCUGUUUUUGUGGAAAAGUUACAUUGUCAAUUUUGUUGUUGUUUCACACAUGUACAUUAUACACAGUAAAUGUACAAAAAGAUGCUGCUUACUCAGUUUAUACUGUAGAAACACUGUUAUUUAUGACAAGGAUACCAGAAAUUUGGAGUCUGUUGUAAAGAUUUUAAAGAUACAUGCAUACACUGUAUCGCCAAACAUCAUUGUUUAUUGCAGUUUUGAUGCUGCAUUGUAACUUUUGCUGCAGAUGAGUCAUACAUUUUUUAGCAAGAUCAAUUUGUAGUUAGUUGCAUUUGAAAAGUUUAUCUUAUUUUUAUUUAAAGCUUUCAUUUUCAAAUGUUAAUGUUAUAUGUUUGUGUUUUAGCAGUUGUAAAUACAAAACAAACAGUUACACUUCAUUUUCAAGAUCAAAGUACAAGUAUGAAAUAGUUAUCUCUAUAUGCUGCCAAAUAAAUAUUACAUUUGUAACGUUAUAUCACUUUGCAUGUUGGCUAUUAAAACACACCAAACUUUCAGCU
Molecule: messenger RNA, 2918 nt
Organism: Branchiostoma floridae (Florida lancelet)
Lineage: Eukaryota; Metazoa; Chordata; Leptocardii; Amphioxiformes; Branchiostomatidae
Product: leucine-rich repeat-containing protein 71-like
Exons: 19
Coding region: 108-1883 (591 amino acids)
Molecular function (GO): protein binding
Source: RefSeq, a predicted model, not a curated record